This is a messenger RNA of Eupeodes corollae, 1027 nucleotides long. It is a transcript of the gene Iyd, whose product is annotated as iodotyrosine deiodinase. The transcript has 2 exons. Gene Ontology annotation, molecular function: oxidoreductase activity. Lineage: Eukaryota; Metazoa; Arthropoda; Insecta; Diptera; Syrphidae. Bases 88 to 1008 code for a protein of 306 amino acids. The record is from RefSeq and is a predicted model, not a curated record.
AAUAAUGAAAUAAGCUUUAAGAAAAAAGGCUUUUUUAUAGAUAAGAGACAGCGAAUAUGUUUAGUUUGAAGCCUAUGUCAGUUAUAAAUGAAAUCUUGCUGGCGAUCAAAAGUCUUUUUGAACAAAAUAAUGAUCCCAAUUUUAAUCGAACAAUCUCUUAUCAUACAACACUGGGAGUUUAUUUUGCCGGUUUUCUUGGUUAUUUUGGGAAUAUUCUACUUCAAAAACUUUAAUAAAACUCAUAUAACUACAAACGAUACUGAAUUGAAGGAAAGCAAACUCGAUGGGGAAGAAUAUAUUGGAGCUGAUUACAAAGAUGAUGAAGAAAACGACGAGUACACUCCCUCGUUGGAAGAAUCCGAACACAUACCAUUUCAAGGAGCUUCGAUGACUUUACCAGGUGGUGCUGAAGAUUUUUACAUGGUUGUCAAUGAUCGUAGAAGCAUUCGCUCCUUCAGCAACAAACCAAUUCCAAUCGAAGUUAUUGAGACUUGUAUCAAAGCUGCCGGAACAUCACCAUCUGGAGCUCAUACUGAGCCAUGGACUUUUUGUGUUAUAAGUGAGCCUAGUAUCAAGGCACAGAUUCGAGAAAUAAUUGAAGCUGAGGAAUAUUUGAAUUACAGUCAGCGUAUGCACCGCCAAUGGACAGCUGAUCUGCGACCAUUACGCACCGAUCACAUUAAGGAGUACUUAACUGUUGCACCAUAUCUUAUAUUGAUUUUUAAGCAAAUCUAUGGAUUUAAAGCUGAUGGUAGUAGAAAGCAACAUUAUUAUAAUGAAAUAUCGGUUUCUAUUGCAACGGGUAUCCUGUUGUGUGCAUUACAAGCAGCUGGAUUGAAUUCGUUAGUUACAACACCGUUAAAUUGUGGUCCUGCUUUAAGAACUCUAUUGAAUAGACCACAAAAUGAAAAACUCUUAGUAUUACUUCCGGUUGGAUAUGCUUCGGAGGAUUGCAAAGUGCCAAACUUAAAACGAAAGGCUUUGGAUGAUAUUAUGGUUAGAUAUUAAAGAAAUUAUUUAAAAAGAA